AUGCGCCCCCGGCACCUCCCAGACCCGCCCGUGGGUGCCCUGCAGCAGACCCACCCGCUCCCCCGGUCCACCCCCCAGAUCCACCCGCCUCCCGGGUACCCCCAAACCCAUUCACCUUCCCGGUCCCCCCCAGACCCAUCCGACCCCGGGUGGGAUUCCCCCAGACUCACCCGGCCCCUGGGUCCCCCGCAGACCCAUUCACUCCCCAUUCCCCCUGACCACCCACCUCCGGGUCCCCCCAGCCCCCCUUGGGUCCCCCCAGAUCCAUCCGCGACCCCGGGUACUCCCAGACCCAUCCGCGCCCCCACCGUCUCCCCAAGACCCACGCCCUGCCCCCCCAUCCCGCCCGCGGGCCCCCCCCAGACCCACCCGCGACCCCGGGACCCCCAGACCCAUCCGUCCCCCGGUCUCCCCAGACCCGCGCCCCUCUGCCAGCCGCCUCACCGCCCAGGGUUCCCGGCCGAGCAGUGGCACCCGGAGGCUGCUCGAUGGCAAACGCCGACGCGGCCAGAGACUCGCCACACCCACGUCGUCCGGGCAACAGCCAGAGCGACCAACCGCGGAGGAGUGGGCGGAAGGUCAGCCAAUCGGGGCCGCCCGUGGGGUGAGAGCUGGCCAAUCAGGGACAGGGACGGGGCGCGGCUCCCUUCAACCGCCCGGGCCCGGUCCCCAGGGCCGGCCCGGCUUAGGGCCGAGGCGUGGGCAGGAGGCUGGCAGGCGUGCCCGGCACCCGGGGUACGCCCUGCAUCCCGGGCACGCCCUGCACCUAGGAGCCUGGGCCUGGAGCGGGCGCCGGGAGCCGCCUGCUGA
Molecule: messenger RNA, 810 nt
Organism: Sorex fumeus (smoky shrew)
Lineage: Eukaryota; Metazoa; Chordata; Mammalia; Eulipotyphla; Soricidae
Product: proline-rich protein 2-like
Exons: 1
Coding region: 1-810 (269 amino acids)
Source: RefSeq, a predicted model, not a curated record